UUUCGGGCGUCGGCUUGUGAUGGACGACGAUUAUUAAAACUGUGUUGCCUUGUGUUCACUUUUAUAACUGAAUCGAUUGAAACUUUUAACAAUUAUAAUAGUAAGUUAUCAUCGGAAGAAAUUCAUAUGUAUCGAAAUAAUAUUGCAACGAGAAAUUGAUGAUAUCAUGGAAAACAGUGAAACAAAUAUUUAUAAACUAACCUUCCCUGUUACAGUGUAAAACACGGGGUGUAAUUUCAAAACAUCGUUUUAAGCAUUUAUUAGAAAUUGUAAGGAAAAGAAACUAUCGUAUUCACUGUAAAAUGAAUUACGGAAAAAAAUCUCCUAGCAUGGGUACACCAUCGGUAUACUCGCACGUUACUACACGUAGCAGCGCAAAUUUAAAAUCUUCACGAUCAAUGCGUAGUGUUAAAACACGUUGGUAUCAAAAACCAAUUUUAACGCAUUCGCAUUUACUUAAUAUUCAAAGAGGCGCUGUGUUUACAGCUAUAUUUGCAUUGUGUUUAGCCAUUUUUACCAUUUGUACGUCUAUAUUUGAUCUUUAUUGUCUUUACGAAGCUGCGCCAGGUUCAACCCAUUAUGGCUACUAUGUAAUAUCCUAUGAAUUUGUUUAUGUGGGCAAUCGGCAUGUACGUAACGCUCUUGUUGUUUUUGCUUUGUUCUCUAUGCUUGGUGGAGUAGUAGUGUUUGCAACAUCUGUGAUGUUGAUAACUGCUUUAAGAAAAGAAUAUGAAAAGAAGAUGGUACCAUGGCUCUACAGUUUUGCAGCUUUCACUGUUUUCAGAUUUCUUGCUUUUAUCUUCUUCAGUAUAGUAAACGACAUGAUAUUUGCUUAUAAUAUUACAAUGUGUAUUUUGUGGAUGACAUUCAUUUGUUUUUCCAUUUACGGAUGGUUAAUAGUAUAUUCUUUAUAUGUGGAAUUAUGCGAUCUUACAAGACUAGAAGAUUUAGCUCACUUAAGAAUUGGGACCAUGCAAUCAUUGAAUGCAUCAACUACGCAGUCCAUCGCUGGUUCUCGUCCAACAACACCACAUAGCGCGGUAUCAGCACUGCCUGUGAAUUAAGGCAGGAAAAUUUGAAUGAUCUCUACAUUCCAUCAAGUUGUGACAGUGUCAUUAUUUUCGUUUCAUCAAUAUGAAUAAACACCUUACAUGGAAAUGGAAAGGAUACGAGACGAGGAAGCUGGAUAUAUGUACACGUACAUAUAUGGUGUUAAGAUACUUGUUUAGCGCAAAGCGUAAUAUAUAUAUAUAUAUAUAUAUAUAUAAGCGUAUAUAUAUACAUUAA
Molecule: messenger RNA, 1287 nt
Organism: Bombus impatiens (common eastern bumble bee)
Lineage: Eukaryota; Metazoa; Arthropoda; Insecta; Hymenoptera; Apidae
Gene: pasi2
Exons: 4
Coding region: 303-1064 (253 amino acids)
Source: RefSeq, a predicted model, not a curated record